AAGAUCAGUACCUCAACCCCACCAGAAGUUGUCCUUUCCCAUAACACUUUACACCCUCUAAAGCCCGACACAGGGUCUCUAUGGGUCAGAAUAGACUCAGUGGCAGUAGUUUGGUUUUGUGUUUGUUUUUCAGAUUUUUCACAGGCCUUCCUGUGUCUGCGUCUGGAGUCCUCACGUGGGAAGGAAAUCAGGAGCCCCAAGUUACAUCCAGUCUUUUCGAUCCAUGGUUUCUUUCUCUGCUGAAAUACCACUGGCACAGGACAUGAGAACUCUCGUCUUUCUGCUGCUGCUGCUGCUGCUGGCAAAAACCAUGAAGGGACUGAGUGAUGAGCAUUCCCUUUGCUACAACAUCACGGUGAUGACUUGGACCAGCCCUGAACAGCCCUGGUAUGAAGUCCAAGGGCUGGUAGAUGGAAAGCUCUUUUUUCGCUAUGACAGUGGCAGCAACCAAGCUAGAGCCUUGGGAGCCAUGAAGGAGAGGGUAAAGACCACUGAAGCCUGGGAAGAUCAGAUCAACACGCUGAGACGCUUGGGACAAGAGCUCAGGAUAUGCCUAUCUGACAUUACACAGAACUACACAGCCACAGGUCCUCCCACCUUGCAGGUCAAGCUGCUUUGCCAGCAAAAAGCAAGCCAGUGUACCAGUGCAUCCUGGCAGUUCUGCAUGAAUGGGCAGCUACUCCUCCAGAUAGACGCAAUAAACAACAACUGGACAGCAGGUCAUCAUCCUGGAGCCACGGGCAUCAGGGAGAAGUGGAAGAAAAACCAAGACUUAGCAAACGAUUUGCGGAAGAACGCACAGGGAGACUGCAAUUACUGGCUUCGGGAAUUCUUAAUGUACUGGCCGGACAUGCUAGAAAUGACAGCACCCAUGGUCUCAUCCACACAUCUACCCUUCAGCACCCCAGCAGUCACUGGAUCCAGUACCCCAGCAGUCACUGGAUCCAGCAUCUCAAAAGACGUUCGAUCUGUCAUCAAAGCAGUCAGCAUCUUAGCAGUCAUCGCAGUGGUCAUCCUGUGAAAGAAGAAGAGAGGCUAAAUCCACCAGAUAUCAGCAAUAAUAUCUCUUGUUCCAUGUCCUCUUCUGAAUCCCAAUCAACAGUACUUGACUUUCAUGGUAUUUUAUAACAAAAAAAUUACUUUACUAAAAAUUGUUAGAUAACUUCCGCAUUACAUUGUCUCGCCUUUCUAUGGAAUGGACAAUAUCAUGGAUGCAGAAAAGUCACUGUUCAAAUUGGGAAAAAACAUGGCAACAUAGCAGAGGCUCUGUAAAAACAAAUGAAUUAAUAAAAACUCUCCUCAUUAAAAAAAAAAGACUUGAAAACCUAUUUUCUGAACUUCCCUGGAAGAACAAAAACCUGUACCAGAUGCUGCCUGGUAAUUCAGAG
This is a messenger RNA of Echinops telfairi (small Madagascar hedgehog), 1388 nucleotides long. RefSeq names its product retinoic acid early transcript 1E-like. Bases 224 to 1021 code for a protein of 265 amino acids. Gene Ontology annotation, cellular component: external side of plasma membrane. The record is from RefSeq and is a predicted model, not a curated record. Gene Ontology annotation, biological process: positive regulation of T cell mediated cytotoxicity; antigen processing and presentation of endogenous peptide antigen via MHC class I via ER pathway, TAP-independent; antigen processing and presentation of endogenous peptide antigen via MHC class Ib. NCBI's taxonomy places the organism in Eukaryota, Metazoa, Chordata, Mammalia, Afrosoricida, Tenrecidae. The transcript is spliced from 6 exons.